UCAUCACUUCAUUUAAUCACUUUUAUAUCCUUCUAUGACUGAUAUUUCUCAACAACAACGUGAGCAAGAGCGUUUCGCUGCUGCUGAGCAGAAACUUCAAUCACUUGAAAAAUUAGACGAUACUGGAGCUGGUGGUUGGAAUUGGUUCACUGCUCGUACUAUCCUUACAUCUGGUGCCGGUUUUUUUACUGAUUCAUAUGAUGUCUUUAUUAUCAAUUUAAUCACCCCAAUGCUUGGUUAUGUUUACUAUGCUGAAAACGGUAACAAGAUCCCUGCUGACAUUGAAGGUAUCCUUAAGGGUAUGUCUUCCGUUGGUACUUUUAUCGGCCAACUUUUGUUUGGUUUCCUUGGUGACAUUCUUGGUCGUAAGAUUUAUGGUUUCGAAUUGUUGAUUAUUAUUCUCGGUACAAUUAACUGUGCUACUUCUGCCUCUGCUGUUCGCGGUGUUUCUACCAUUGGUUUCCUCGGUCUUUGGCGUUUAAUCCUCGGUAUUGGUAUUGGUGGUGAUUACCCCAUGUCUGCUACUAUUACUUCCGAAUGGUCUACUGCUGGUAAGCGUGGUAUGAUGAUGGCUCUUAUUUUCUCUAUGCAAGGUGUCGGUAACUUGGCUGCUGCUAUUGUCACUCUUAUUCUUCUUGCCAUCUUCAAGAAUGCUAUUAUUGCUGAUGUGAUGAACUUGGAUUAUGUCUGGCGUCUUUGUAUUGGUCUUGGUGCUAUUCCCGCUGUCGGUACUAUUUACCUUCGUUUCACCAUGCCCGAAUCUCCUCGUUAUUCUCUUAAUGUUGAACAUGAUGUUGAAGCUGCUGCUGCUGCCAAGGGUCAAAAUGUCUCCACUGAAUUAUCUAAGCAAUACACUAAGGUUGAAGAAAAGCGUGAUCAUUGGGCUGAAUUCCGUGCUUACUUUGGCCAAUGGAGACAUUUCAAGGUUCUUUUGGGUACAUCUCUCUCUUGGUUCUUGCUCGAUGUUGCUUUCUACGGUCUUGGUCUUAAUAACUCUGCUAUUUUAGCUGCUAUUGGUUAUGCUAAGAAGCCUACUCCUUUUGAGACUCUUUGGGCUAAUACUGUCGGUCAAAUUAUCAUUACUUGUCUUGGUUCUGUUCCCGGUUACUACUUUACUGUAUUCUUGAUUGAAAAGAUGGGUCGUCGUACUAUCCAAUUGAUGGGUUUCGCUGUUACCACUGUUCUCUUUGCCAUUCUUGCUGGUUGUUACAACAUUCUCUUGGAAAAGUCUAUGCCUGCUUUCAUUUUCCUCUUCACUUUAGCUCAACUUUUUCAAAACUUCGGUGCCAAUUCCACCACUUUUAUUAUUCCCGGUGAGGUUUUCCCUACCAAGGUUCGUGCUUCUGCUCAUGGUAUUUCUGCUGCAUCUGGUAAGGCCGGUGCUAUUCUUGCUUCAUUUGCCUUCAAUGCUCUUGUUGAUAUCGGUGGACCUGCUGGUGCCCAUGCUUUCUUACCUGAAGUUCUCGCUAUCUUCUCCGGCGUCAUGUUCUUGGGUUUCGUUGUUACCUGGCUUUGGAUUCCCGAGUCUAAGGGCCGCGAUCUUGACGAAUUCGAGGAAGACUUUGUUGCACAAAGUGCUGUCCAGUACAACACUGAUACCGUUAGUUUAGCCAGCGAGUCUAUCAAUCCCGAACAACGUAAGGCUUAAGCCUAUUCAUUCUUUACCCUCUUUUGGGUUGUACAUUAUAAUCUUUUUUUACCUACUACUUGCAUAUAUAUAUCUUUAUUUUAUAAUAAAUAUCACUUGUUAUUUACAAACAAA
Messenger RNA from Mucor mucedo, 1762 nucleotides. RefSeq names its product major facilitator superfamily domain-containing protein. Gene Ontology annotation, molecular function: transmembrane transporter activity. Gene Ontology annotation, cellular component: membrane. The record is from RefSeq and is a predicted model, not a curated record. The coding region runs from base 35 to 1648 and encodes 537 amino acids. Gene Ontology annotation, biological process: transmembrane transport. NCBI's taxonomy places the organism in Eukaryota, Fungi, Mucoromycota, Mucoromycetes, Mucorales, Mucoraceae. The transcript has a single exon.